AUGCAGCUCGGUUGGUUUCCAGGGUUGCUGUGGAGAAUAAACGUUCCUUUUCUCUCCCGUCUUUUCAGGCUCGUCGCUCUGCCGUUAAGCAGAGUUCUGGGUGUGAAGGAUCGGAUUCGGAUUCGAGCCCCGUCGAUCCCAAAGCUGGAGGCCUUCUACAAGCAGAACAACCGGCAGCCAUCGCAAAGUGAGGUGGUGAGCUUGGGGAAGCAGUGCGGACUCUCCCAGCGGAAGAUCCAGACCUGGUUCAGACACAGAAGGAACCAGGACCGACCGAGCAACACCAGAAAGUUCUGCGAGGCCUCAUGGCGGUUUGUGUUCUACGUCGCAGCUUUCUCAGCAGGACUCGCCUCCUUAAUUAAUACGCCCUGGUUCUGGGAUCACAGAGAGUGUUGGAGGGGUUAUCCCAAACAGCCCGUCGCCGAGGCUCAUUACUGGUACUACGUCCUGGAGAUGGGUUUUUAUCUGUCGCUGCUCCUCUGCGUUUCCGUGGACGUCAAGAGAAAAGAUUUCAAGGAGCAGGUCAUCCAUCACAUCGCAACCCUCUUCCUCAUCGGUUUCUCCUACUGCGCCAACUACGUGAGGGUGGGAACGCUGGUGAUGCUGGUGCACGACUCCUCCGACUUUCUCCUGGAGUCUGCGAAGAUGUUUCACUACGCCGUGUGGACGAGGACGUGCGACUCGCUGUUCGUCGUCUUCGCUCUGGUCUUCCUGGUGACCAGGCUGGUGGUGUUUCCAGGCAGAGUCGUCCACACAACCCUGGUGGUGUCUCUUGAGUUCUUCCAGCCCUUCUUCGGCUACUACUUCUUCAACGCUCUGCUGCUAGUGCUGCAGGCGCUGCACAUCUUCUGGGCGUACCUCAUCCUGCGCAUGGUCUACAAGUUCGUGUUCCUGGGCAAGGUCGAACGCGACGAACGCAGCGACGAGGAGAGCGACGACGACGAGGAGGAGCCCGAGGACGACGGCGACGAGUGCAGCUGGGAGCAGAGGAAAGGCGCCAUCAACUCCAAGCUGGCGUCGCUGGCCAACAACUGCGUCCUGAACAACCUGACCAACCAGAGGAGUAUGAACAGCAGGCUGCCCAAAGCCAGAUAGUGGAGCGGCUUCCUGGAAACCUCCACCGAGACCUUUUACCUUCAGCUUCACUGGUUUCUGUGCAUCCAACACGGUCCGUCGAUGAUUUCAGGUCUGCAUCCUGCUUGUCUUAAAAAAAAUAAUAAUAAUGCAAAAAAACAAAACCCACAGACGAUUGUAGAUCUUCACCACCAGGAUGGAAACGCCAUCACCUCGGCUUCACGCAGGAAUGAAUUUAGCAAAACAAGGAGAUUCCUCACAUCUGAUCAUAGUUUGUUUUGCAGAUUUAUUUUUUCUCUUUUCAUUGUUUUAUAACAACUCAUUUGUAAAUAACACUUUUAUUUUCAUUAAGAACAAGAAAAUGAUUUUAUUUAAAAAAGAAUGCAAGAAAUGUCAUGUCAUAUGUGCGCUUGAAUAUUUUAACGAUUUAAUUUAAUUCACCCCCACACACGCAUUACUGAUUGUACAUAUAGAGGAUUAAAAACACUGAUUGUAGUAAAUCUGUUGAUAAAAACAAACACUUUUUAGACUAUUUUUAUGAAUUGCUUAUUUAAAGAUUUUAACGUCAGAAGUCCCGCAGAAGUUCUAUUUUUCUGACAGGAUGCAGUCGGGUUGUGUUCGUAGAGUGUAAACGGCGCCCCCUAGUGCACGGAGACGAUAGAGGAAUGAUGCCUUUUUACAAACUGAUGCUACUGACUGUGUGUUUUGGUUUCUUUUUUUCUACUUUGUGACAGGCGGCAUGAUUUUCUUUCUCCUUUUGUUUUGUGCCUUGGCUGCUGUUUUUUUUUUUUAACUAUUCUGUGACGACCGGACAAGGUGGGGAAGGCCUUACUGUGACUUUACUGUGUACAUGUUUCUGCCUGGAAAAGCCAUGAAAACGGGCAUUAGGGAGAGAUUUUAGGUAGAUUAUCUACAAAUAUUUUACAUCUCAGAUGAAGAAAAUACCGUCUCAGAGAGCAGAGGUCUGAUGGGAUGUUUUAGGGCGACCGGGUCGAGCUCUAGCGCUGCACCAGGAAUACGAGGUAACAGGAUUUUACAUGUGUUUAUCCCACAUAGAGUAAAAUACAUGCAGGCGUCUGUGCUGCUGCUGCUGCUCGACUCCAGAUGUGUCACACAACAUGUAACAGGUCGGUGACUGCAUGUAGUGAUCUUAUCUGUACAGAUGUGUGCGAGUAGAAUCAGGGUUUAACGGCACUGAGGUGUGAAACAAAGUGGGAUUUAAACUGAAGUGACACUAAAAGGGCUGAUCCACUGAGUGACACACUUACAGACCCACUAGAACUUUUUUAAAAAAAAAAAAGAAAAAAAAAAAAUAAAGCAGGAGAAAAAAGUUUCCGUAAACGUUACACUUGACUGUUAUCUCACGAGUGCUCACGGAUGCUCUGUCGGCCUGUUGGAAGGUUUUAAUAAAUUACUCCUGUUGAAUAAAUUACAUUUCCUGCCUAUGUGUUGAUUCAAUUCAUUUUUAAGAUUUUGUAAAAUAUGUUUUAGUUUUCAUGUGUUUCACUCAAUUGGAGUCUGUUUAAAGUUUUCUAUCUUG
Messenger RNA from Stegastes partitus (bicolor damselfish), 2614 nucleotides. Its product is annotated as ceramide synthase 2-like. Gene Ontology annotation, biological process: ceramide biosynthetic process. The record is from RefSeq and is a predicted model, not a curated record. NCBI's taxonomy places the organism in Eukaryota, Metazoa, Chordata, Actinopteri, Pomacentridae. Gene Ontology annotation, cellular component: membrane. The transcript has 9 exons. Bases 1 to 1095 code for a protein of 364 amino acids. Gene Ontology annotation, molecular function: DNA binding; sphingosine N-acyltransferase activity.